Messenger RNA from Triticum dicoccoides, 1715 nucleotides. RefSeq names its product E3 ubiquitin-protein ligase SIRP1-like. Bases 44 to 1060 code for a protein of 338 amino acids. The transcript has a single exon. The record is from RefSeq and is a predicted model, not a curated record. Lineage: Eukaryota; Viridiplantae; Streptophyta; Magnoliopsida; Poales; Poaceae. Gene Ontology annotation, cellular component: cytoplasm. Gene Ontology annotation, molecular function: ubiquitin protein ligase activity. Gene Ontology annotation, biological process: protein ubiquitination.
CUGAGACCGGAACCCCAUCCGCGCCGCCCCUCCAUCCCCAUCCAUGGCAGACGACAGCGACGGCGAGGGGUUCUGCGCCGACCCGUUCGAGGACGAUAGCGACGGCGGUGACUCAUGCGACUAUCGCUGCUGCUGUGAUGAUGAUGACGAGGACGAGUGGUCAUGCGGUGCCCCCUGCGACGAGGACGACGACGACAUCAACGUCGAGGAGAUCUGCAGGGACCCGUGCGACAACGUCGUCGUCGUCGACGACGAAGACGAAGGGGAGGUCGAGGAAGCGUUAUGCCACGACGACGACGAAGGGGAGAGCGAUGGGUCGUUAUGCGACGAGGACGCCGAGGGCGAGCAGUUAUCCGACGACGACGAAUGCGAGGGGAAGGGCGGGGGAUUCGGCGACGACCGGUGUGACGAUGAGGACGAGGGCAAGCCCGACGGGGAGAGCGAGGAUUUCCGCGAGAACCCCUCCAACCAUGACGAAGAUGUCGGUGCGGAGGUGCUAUCCGGCGGCGGCGGCGGUGGCUUCCGCGGCGGGGAGUUAUUCGUCUCCCGCUUCCUUUUUUCAGAUGCUUCCGACAUCUCCGACUCCGAUCAUUCCGACUCCGAGGUAGAGGAGGCCGGCGGCGGAGAGGGGCUCACGCCCAGCGGGUUCGACCAGACGCCGUCGCCCGGGGCCUUCCGGAUGGCAGUGGGCGUAGAAGACAGCGACUCCGAUACCAUAUCCACCGAUUCCGAUUAUGAAGACGACUACGAAUUCUUCAAGCGGCCUGCGUCACGCCAGGCAGUGGAAGGCCUACCGGAGAUGAUCCUCAGCGAGGAGGAGGCCACGUGCGGCUGCGCGGUGUGCAAGGAUGUAUUCGCGUCAGGGCAGCGCGUUGUCUUUCUCCCGUGCAAGCACUACUUCCAUGGCGACUGCAUCCUGCCAUGGCUCGCCAUGAGGAGCACAUGCCCUGUGUGCCGGUAUCAACUCCCCACCGAUGAUACUGGGUCUGGGCAGCGACCGUCACAUCAAUUGAGGGUUCUUUUACCAGUGGGUCGUCAGGGUGCAUCUCAGCAGGUAUGAUCUUGGACAUUGUAGUGCUAAAUUCUUGGUUGCAUUGUCAUGGUAGGGUUGGAAUGUUUGUGAAAUUUGUGCGUGGGAUAUGGCAAGGUGAUUCAUAUAGUUCCAGUAUGCAAUAGUCCUGCAAUUCCUAGUUGCUUUGAUUGCUUAUUUGCAUCAAAAUAUCAUCUGACAUUCAGGAUUUGAGGUUAGCAAUGCUCUUUUUGCAUACGAAAUCUGAAUCUAUUCAAGGGUUGGGUUUUCUGUGGGGUGACCCAUGUGAACCGUAGAAGCAUAAAAGAAGUCUUUAGGAGAGCAGAAUUUUAGAAGCAUACAAUCUGUAUGCACGGAACCAAAUCACUGUUUCCUUUGUGCGUUUUACUGAAAUUGACUAACUGGUCAUUGUUUAUGCCUUGAACAAAUUGGUACCAGUCUGUUAGGCAAUGUGGUUUGAUCAUUUUCUUUUACAUAGUUACAUAUCGGCAGGGGAAAUUGUCAUCAGUAUUGACUCCAAGCUCCAAGCCCCAUUUGCACAUCAGAUUUUAGUAGUAUAUAAAGCAAUAGCGCACGUGUUGUCAUGGCAUUUACGAAAAGAAUACACUGGCGCAUAUGACGAUGUCCUAUUCUACUGUUGUUUGUGUUCGAGAUGAGGCAUUUCAAAUUUCAAUAUUGCUUCUUG